Arctia plantaginis is the source of this 1284-nucleotide messenger RNA. The record is from the annotation of a GenBank genome assembly. NCBI's taxonomy places the organism in Eukaryota, Metazoa, Arthropoda, Insecta, Lepidoptera, Erebidae.
AUGCACUCGUUGUUGUGGGUGGUGGUCAUGGCCGCGCUGUUGGCGCUGGCGGCGGCGCGCACCGAUCAGGACUUCGAGUUUGACGACGACUCGGAUGCAACAGCCACUGCAGCGACAGCGGAUGGCGGUGGCGGCGUCGGCGGCGCGGGCCACGCGCGACGUCCGCGGCGAUAUGUGUACGAUCCACAUAACGCGCUAUGUCGUUCGCUCGUGUGCAAAAAACGCGAGGUGUGCGUGUUGCGAGACGCCUUCACUGCGCUCUGCGCCACCAAGAAGGACAUCCUCCGAAAGGGCGACAUCAUAGUGGCGGCGGGUGCGGUCGGCGGCGCCUGGGACGGUGCGGAGGGCGAGUGGGAACGGACGGACGCGGAGGACGACGACGUGUUCUACGACGGAGGUGCGCGGGAGGCCGAGGGCUGCGUGGGCUGCCCGGCGCGGGCGCGCGCGCAGUUCCUGUGCGGCUCCGACAACCGCACGUACUCGUCGCUGUGCCGCCUCGACCUGCACAACUGCGUGCGGCGCGGCGCGCGGCCGGUGCGUCUGGCGUGUCGCGGCUUCUGUCCCUGCCCGCGCCGCGCGCACCGCCGCCCGGCCUGGCGCCGCCGCCGCCCCGACAGCGCCAUCAACGAGGUGCUGCCCCGCCGCCGCCCCGCCCCGGGUUCUGAAGGUUGUGCCCUCGACAAGAUGGCGAAUCGCUUGCUCGAUUGGUUUUCAGUGUUGAUGGAUGAGGCAGGAGCGACGGCCCCGCCCGUUGACGGGUUUCCGAGCGACUGCAAGCCGGAGGUGCGCUGGAUGUUCGCGCACCUGGACACGGACGGCGACGGGUUCCUGUCGGCGGCCAACCUGUACGCGCUGCGGCACGACGAGCGCGAGCGCUGCCUGCGGCCCUUCCUGGCGUCGUGCGGCGGCGGCCACGUGUCGCGCGGCGGCUGGUGCGCGUGCCUGCGGCGCGCGGCGCGGCCCUGCACGGCGCUGGCGCGCGCGCACCACGCGGCCGCGCGCGCCGGCGCCUACGCGCCCGCCUGCGACGCGCGCGGCUUCUACCGCCCGCGCCAGUGCCACGCCGCGCUCGGCGUGUGCUGGUGCGUGGACGCGCACGGCGUCGAGCUGCCCGGCUCGCGCACCAAGGGCGCGCCCGCCUGUCCCGGUGACAAGGCAUCGCGGCGAACGGAAACUGCCGAAGUGUCCGAGGGAGGGGAGGGGGCCGAGGACGUGGAGGCGGAGGGCGCGCCGGCCGACGACGAGGACGGCGCCGGCAGCGGUGACGCUGAGCUGCACUUCUAG